Messenger RNA from Quercus lobata, 998 nucleotides. Its product is annotated as hydroxyacyl-thioester dehydratase type-like protein. Lineage: Eukaryota; Viridiplantae; Streptophyta; Magnoliopsida; Fagales; Fagaceae. Gene Ontology annotation, molecular function: (3R)-hydroxyacyl-[acyl-carrier-protein] dehydratase activity. Gene Ontology annotation, biological process: fatty acid biosynthetic process. The coding region runs from base 304 to 798 and encodes 164 amino acids. The transcript has 4 exons. The record is from RefSeq and is a predicted model, not a curated record. Gene Ontology annotation, cellular component: mitochondrion.
AAGAAUGCAGCUGCCGCGCCAAACGCGAAAGAAAGAAACAAGGCCAUUCACAUUCACACCAGCUAUAACAAAGAACAGUAGAGGCGUGAAACAGCGUAGCUUUUGGAUUUAAGGUGCAAAUACUUAAAAAGAUGUCUUAGUUUUUGUACUAUUGUGGAGGUGCAAUCUAUUACUGGUGAAGUCAUUUAAUAUGUAUACAAUCCCUCUAAUUUGGCUGUGCUUGGCUGAGAAUAUUAAGAUGAAUUUUGCUUCAAUUUAAUCUGAGAGACAAUAUUUAAAAAUCUCUUCAAGACUUCUACAACUAUGUUAAUCAGGAGUUUACUUUCAGCCAAUGUCCUCCCUUUGAGAUGUUUUUCCUCAUCAGCAAUUAAUGUUCUAAAAACUGGAGAUAUUUUAAGGCAAGCAAGAAUUUUUACAAAUGAAGAUGUCCUUGAAUAUUCGAAGGUGAGUCAUGAUUCAAAUCCUAUGCAUUUUGAUUCUGAGCUUGCUCAAAAUGCUGGAUUCGAAGAUAGACUUGUUCAAGGGAUGCUUGUUGCUGCCCUAUUUCCUCGGAUAAUUUCUUCCCAUUUUCCUGGAGCUGUAUAUGUUUCCCAAAGCUUGAAUUUCAAGUUGCCAGUCUAUGUUGGAGACAAGGUGGCAGGUGUGGUACAAGCGAUUAGUUUGAAAGAAAGCAAGAAAAGAUACAUAGUAAAAUUCAAGACAAGUUGCUUUAAGAAUGAUGAGAUUCUUGUUCUUGAUGGAGAGGCUAUGGCCAUUUUACCUACGCUUGCAGUAGAACAAGUGCAUUCAAUGGAAUGAUAAAAAUUGUGAUAGUUCAAGAUACGUGCUGCAGAUCAAUUAGCUGCUUAGCUUCUUAAGCUUCCAUGUAUUUAUUAAUUUCUUAUUUGUGGGACUUUAAAAAGAAUUAAACAGAGCUUGGAUGGAAGUAAUACCUUUUUGAAUUCUGCACCUAUGUACAAUUUUGACAUUCCUAAUUAAAAAGUCCAGGCUUUCGGUAA